UUAUAAAAUAUAAAAAUGUUGUCAGUGUCAAAAAUAAUAUCUCUUACUCCAAAACACUUUAAUAAAUUUGUUAAAUUGAACACAAGAUGUCUAGCGACCCAGACAGCUGCGAAGGAAAAUCCCGCAAAGGAGAUAAAGGAAAAAAAAGAAUCAUUGUCAUUCACGAUGAAUUUAUUCCGAGGUCAAUUACAACUAGAGCAAGUCAUUCCAUUUCCAAAAGCACUGAAUUCUGAUCAAUCAGAGACGUUAAAAAUGCUUGUUGAUCCUUUUUCUAAUUUUUUUGCGGAAGUUAAUGACCCAGUUAAAAACGACGAUACAGCAGAUGUAGAUGACAAAGUAAAGCAAACACUGUGGGAUCUAGGAGCGUUUUCUAUUCAAGUGCCCGAAAAAUACGGAGGUAUCGGACUGAACAACACUCAGUAUGCGAGAUUGGUCGAGAUAGUAGGUCAGAAUGAUUUAGGUGUCGGUAUUAUGCUGGGCGCACAUCAAAGUAUUGGAUUUAAAGGUAUUUUAUUAUACGGGACUCCAGAGCAAAAGGAAAAAUAUCUGACCCGUGUCUCAAAUGGCGAGUAUGCAGCAUUCGCCUUAACAGAGCCAAGUUGUGGAUCAGAUGCGGGUUCCGUGAAGACCCGGGCUGUAAAAUCUGCGGACGGGACUCACUAUGUAAUGAACGGCAGUAAAAUUUGGAUCUCAAACGGCGGUUGGGCGAACAUUUUCACCGUCUUCGCUAAAGUGCCUAUGAAAGAUCCUGUAACCGGCGAGACCACUGAAAAAGUAACGGCGUUUAUUGUAGACCGUGCAUUCGGUGGUGUGACAAAUGGGUCACCGGAAAAAAAAAUGGGCAUUAAAUGCAGUAACACCGCUGAAGUUUACUUUGAGGAUGUCAAAGUACCAGCCGAGAAUGUGUUGGUAGGUGAAGGUCAAGGAUUCAAAGUCGCUAUGAAUAUUUUAAACAACGGGAGAUUUGGUAUGGUUGCUGCGUUAUCGGGAACGAUGCAGAGUUGUAUUAAAAAAGCUGUUGAAUUCGCUAACCAGCGGGUACAGUUCGGUAAAACUAUUAAUCAAUAUGGCAGUAUUCAAGAAAAAAUAGCAAGGAUGUCGAUGCAUCAAUAUGUUACGCAAUCUCUCGCAUUUAUGAUUUCGGGUAACAUGGAUCUUGGUAGUCAGGAGUAUCAAUUAGAAGCUGCUAUUUCGAAGGUAUUUGCUUCCGAAUCAGCUUGGUACGUGUGUGACGAAGCUAUUCAAAUUCUCGGAGGAAUGGGAUACAUGAAGGACACCGGCUUGGAACGUGUGAUGCGAGAUGUGCGUAUUUUCAGAAUUUUCGAAGGAACCAAUGACAUUCUGCGAUUGUUCGUCGCGUUAACUGGAAUCCAGCAUGCUGGAGGACACUUACAGGAACUCCAAAGAGCUUUCAAAAACCCAGCAGCUAACUUGGGGUUAAUUUUCGAAGAAGCUGCUAAGCGCGCUACCAAAGCCGUUGGAUUGGGAUCAACCCCGACUUUUGCUCAUUUACUGCACCCUAUUCUUGCAGAAAGCGCUAAUUUAACUGGAAAAAGCAUCGAAAAUUUCGGACAAACUGUGGAAGAACUUUUAAUUAAAUACGGGCGUGGAAUCGUGAAUGAACAGUUUAUAUUAAACAGACUAGCACAAGCUGCUAUUGAUACAUAUACAUCUGUUGUUGUUCUGAGCAGAGCUAGUCAAUCAUUGAAUAAUAAAAUACCGAGUGCUGAACAUGAAUCAGUUAUGGCGAAAGUAUGGUGUAGUGAGGCGGCAAGUCGUACAGCGUACAACUUAAAAGUUGUUAAAUCAGAAAAAUCUUUGGAAUUAUUCAAUCAAAUGAAGACUAUAUCUCGAAACGUAUGCGAAGUUGGUGAAUGCGCACAAAAUACACCAUUGGGUUUUUAAAUUAUUGAUUUGAAUAUUUAAUUUAUUCACUAAUUUUCUAUUGAAUUAAUUAUUAAUUUUUUUACAAUUGAUUGAUUGAAAAAUAAAAUUCCAUCAACAAAAUUGGGAUAAAUUUAAGAAGAGACUAUCGAUAACAGAGAAAAGAGAUUAUAAUAACUAAUAAUGUUAUAAGUUAUAAUUAUAAAUAAUUAAAAAUGUGCCUAUUGAUGCCUUCCAAAAUGUUAUUUGUUUUUUAGAUAAUUGAUAUAUUUAUAUA
Cotesia glomerata is the source of this 2161-nucleotide messenger RNA. RefSeq names its product very long-chain specific acyl-CoA dehydrogenase, mitochondrial (gene Acadvl). The record is from RefSeq and is a predicted model, not a curated record. Bases 16 to 1905 code for a protein of 629 amino acids. NCBI's taxonomy places the organism in Eukaryota, Metazoa, Arthropoda, Insecta, Hymenoptera, Braconidae. The transcript has 7 exons. Gene Ontology annotation, molecular function: flavin adenine dinucleotide binding; fatty-acyl-CoA binding; very-long-chain fatty acyl-CoA dehydrogenase activity.